Molecule: messenger RNA, 2559 nt
Organism: Trichoplax adhaerens
Lineage: Eukaryota; Metazoa; Placozoa; Uniplacotomia; Trichoplacea; Trichoplacidae
Exons: 12
Coding region: 1-2559 (852 amino acids)
Molecular function (GO): oxidoreductase activity, acting on the aldehyde or oxo group of donors, NAD or NADP as acceptor
Source: RefSeq, a predicted model, not a curated record
AUGGCUUCUACGGCAGCUUCCGUUGUUCAAACGGUAACUUCUAAAACCGAGGAGAAUAAUACAACCAAAGAAUCACUCAAGCCAAGUAAACCGACUGUUAGUCAAAUCUUCAAGACGUUAGAGUAUGGCCCUGCUCCAGAAUCGCCCGAUGUAGCCUACGCUUGGUUAGAUGAUCAUCACAGAUCUUUUGGUCAUUUUAUUGAUGGAAAAUGGCUUAAUCCCGAAGAUCGGAAACGUUACGAUUCACGAUGCCCUGCUACAGGAGAAAAGUUGGCAUCAACUGUGCAAGGUAACCAAGAAGAUGUUGAAGUAGCUGUUUCUGCUGCUCGAAAAGCGUUCGUGAAAUGGAGUGCUUUACCUGCACACGUCCGGGCGCGCCAUUUAUACUCGGUUGCAAGGCAUGUUCAAAAGCAUAUGAGAUUGUUCGCCGUUAUUGAGAGUCUCGAUAACGGUAAACCGAUCAGAGAGACUCGCGAUUGCGAUAUACCAAUCGUAAUUCGCCAUAUUUACCAUCAUGCUGGUUGGGCACAAUUAGCAGAUACCGAAAUGAGAGGAUGGAAACCUGUCGGCGUUGUUGGAGCUAUCACGCCAUGGAAUUUUCCUUUAAUGUUGUUGAUCUGGAAGGUUUGUCCGGCGCUAGCUAUGGGAAAUACUGUGGUUUUAAAACCUGCUACCUAUACUCGAUUAUCUGCCCUUUUAUUAGCUGAAGUAUGUGCUGAAGCCGGGCUACCACCAGGGGUAUUUAACGUAGUAACUGGUAAUGGUGCAUUUGGCCACAAUCUUGCAACCCAUCCAGAUGUAGAUAAAGUUGGCUUUACUGGUUCUACAGAAGUAGGGAGAAUUUUACGUCAAGCAACUGCUGGAAGUGGCAAGAAGAUAUCGUUAGAAUUAGGAGGAAAAUCCCCAUUCGUUGUUUUCGAUUCGGCAGACCUUGAUAGCGCUGUAGAAGGCGUUGUAGAUGCGAUAUACUUUAAUCAAGGCCAAGUUUGUAGUGCAGGAUCCAGAUUAAUUGUACAAGAGUCUUGUGCCGAACUUCUGAUAAAGAAGAUCAAGGAAAGAAUGACCCACUUACGUCUGGGUGAUUCAUUAGACAAGGCUAUCGAUAUGGGGGCCAUUGUGGAUCCAUCGCAGAGAAAAAGUGUUGACAUGAUGGUGCAAGAAGCCAAGGCGGAUGGAGCUCAUGUUUAUCAAGCCUGUGCAUGUAUGCCUUCAACCGGGUGCUAUUAUCCUCCUACUCUUAUAACCAAUGUACAAACAGUUUCAAAAAUUGUCCAAGAAGAAGUUUUUGGCCCUGUACUUGUUGUCCUUACCUUUAGAACUCCAAAGGAGGCUAUCGCAUUAUCAAACAAUACUGUAUUCGGCUUAGGCGCAAGUGUUUGGACGGAAAACUUGUCUUUAGCUUUAGAAGUAGCAUUAAGUAUCCGAGCUGGAAGCGUGUGGGUCAAUGGUCACAAUUUAUUUGAUGCCGCGGCUGGAUUUGGUGGUAUGCGUGAAAGUGGUUUUGGUAGAGAUGGAGGCAAAGAGGGUCUUUACGAAUAUUCCGUGCCAGCAUGGCUGACAAGGCCUCGUCCUGUGGCAUUAAAAGAUUUCGAUGCAAAAGCUUUUGGUAAAAAUGUUGCUCCAAGACCUCUAAAUCCUAGCAAUAGCGAAAGCCAUGUUUACAAUAACACAACCAAAUUGAAUGGGCAGGAUGUACCCAGCAUUGACCGAACUUGCAAAAUGUACAUCGGAGGUGCUCAAAAGCGACCUGAUGCUCCAUACGCUCGAGCAGUGGUAAACCCUGAUAACAAAACAAUUGGUCAAGUUGGCGAAGGAAGUCGUAAAGAUAUCCGUGAUGCUGUUGAAGCGGCUCAUAAGGCUUUCCCUGGAUGGGGAAAACGAGCUGCUCAUAAUCGUGCCCAAAUUGUAUACUUUGUUGCUGAAAAUCUGGAAUUGCGACGUGAAGAAGUUGCUUCACGCAUGUCAGAAAUGACGGGAAAGAGUUUAGAAGAUUCAAAGUUAGAAGUGGAUUUGUCCAUUCAACGAUUAUUCUACUGGGGAGCAUAUGCUGAUAAAUAUGGUGGAACUGUGCAGGAAACCAAUCUCUAUGGAGCAACUGUUAAGGUACAUGAACCCGUUGGUGUUAUUGGUAUUGCUUGUCCCGAUAAUUGGCCUCUUCUUGGAUUUGUAUCAUUAUUUGCACCGGCAGUUAUUCGCGGUAACACCAUAGUCAUAGUUCCAAGUGAAAAAUAUCCAUUGAGUGCAGUAGAUUUGUAUCAGGUUUUUGAUACAUCUGACUUGCCUGGUGGCGUUGUUAACAUUGUCACUGGCAGCCGAGAUCAUUUAACCAAGUACUUGGUAGAUCAUCAAGAUGUAGAAGCAUUUUGGUAUUUUGGAUCAAAUGAAGGAAGCAGAUAUGUCGAGCACGCUUCUGCUGUGAAUAUUAAACGUACUUGGGUAAAUUACGGCUUUGAGCGGGAUUGGGCAGACCCAGCACAAGGACAAGGAGAAGAAUUUUUAUAUCACGCUGUUGAAUGUAAAAAUAUUUGGAUGCCCAUGGGCGAAAUUUUUGCUAACUAG